AUGCCUGACGCCGAUGGACCUCCUCCACAUGGCGCACCACCAGCCAGUGCGGCGCCUCCGGGUGCUCGUCCCCCUCUGUCCGUUCCCCACGGCCGGCGGUCUGGUUCCUCCGGUUGCCGCCGUCGCCGCCACGUGGGGUCCGAGUAUCCGGCAGCCGGCGGGCACCGCCUACUCCGGAUUCGUAUCCGCGGCCAUAUUACGCCGCCCCGCCGUUAUGCGCGCAGGGCUACCAGCCCCCGUAAGCAUAGUACCACCGUUUAUGGGUCUGGGUCUUCUGAGAGCAUCAACACGGCACGGCCUGGCUGCCCAGACAAGUGUGGUAACGUCAGCAUCCCGUACCCGUUCGGCACUGGAAAGGGCUGCUUCCAAGAACCCUUUAAUGUUACAUGCCAUGAGAACAGGGCAUAUCUGGCCUCAACCGGAGUUAGGGUACUAGACAUCAAUCUUAACUUUGGUGAGGUUCGUGUUCAGAACCCAAAGAUAGCAUCACAAUGCAAUUACACCAACGGUACUAAUAGCACCAGUUUUGUUGGCUUAAGUCUUGAUCCUUUUCAUAAGGUUUCCAACACCAAGAACCAGUUGAUAUCGAUCGGGUGUAGUAUGCUUGGAAUGAUCCUAGGAGUGACCAAGGGCAAGAACCAGCUUGAGUUGCCCAUUGUCAACUCAUGCUUUUCAUUCUGCACUGACGCAAGUAACGUCGAUGAUAGCACAGAGUGUGCUGGCAUGGGUUGCUGCCAGACCCCCUUUCCAGGAAACAUCAGCUCCUUCAACACCUCAUGUACACCAAUACCACCUAUAUACAAUGCUAGCAUCCAGUCUUUUAGCCCAUGCAGCUACUCAUUCAUCGCUGAGGUGAACUCGUUCAAGUUUGAUCGUUCAUAUGUCAGCUCUACAAAUUUCAGAAGUAAAUAUACUGAGGGGUUUCCUUUGGUACUUGAUUGGGUUGUUGGCAAUGGAAGUUGUUCGGAAGCCACCAAGAUGGGGUCACAGUAUGCCUGUCAAGCCAUGAACAGCCAAUGCAUUAAUGUGUCCAAUGGCCCUGGUUACCGCUGCAACUGCUCUCAAGGUUAUGUGGGCAGUCCUUACCUACAAGGAGGGUGCCGAGACAUCAAUGAGUGUGAACCUCCAAACCAGUCUUUGUAUCCUUGCAAAGGUAAUUGUAGAAACACCGAUGGGAGCUACACCUGUUCAUGCCCAUCAGGAUUCAGGAGUGAUGAUCCACAGAGCAUACCCUGCGUAAGAGCUGACCCAAAUAAAGCUCUGAAGGUGGCCUUAGGCACAUCCGCUGGUGUCGUCUUCCUCAUGGUUUGCAUGUUUGCUCUACGGGCUGAAUAUCAGAAAAGGAAGCUGGCAAAAGAGAAGGAAAGAUUCUUCGAUCAGAAUGGUGGUCAGAUACUGUACCAUCAAAUUAUGUCAAAACAAGUCGAUACAUUGAAGAUAUUCACGCAGGAUGAUCUGAAGAAGGCUACAAACGAUUUUGACAAGAGCAGAGAAGUGGGCAAGGGGGGUCACGGCACUGUCUACAAGGGCAUUCUUAAGGAUAACAAGGAAGUAGCCGUGAAACGCUCAAAGAUCAUGAACGUGGCCGAAACUGACGAGUUUGUGCAGGAGAUUAUUAUACUUUCACAAACCAACCACCGAAAUGUGGUCAGGCUUUUAGGGUGCUGCUUAGAGGUGGAAGUUCCGAUGCUGGUCUAUGAAUUCAUCCCGAAUGGCACUCUCUUUCAUUUUAUCCAUCGUAACUACGGAAGUCGACCUCCCUCACUGGACACCCGUCUUAGGGUCGCUGAAGAAUCUGCUGAAGCACUGGCGUAUCUGCAUCUGUCCACGAACCGCCCUAUAGUACACGGAGAUGUUAAGUCUAUGAACAUUCUCUUGGACGAGAACUACAUGGCGAAAGUGACCGACUUUGGGGCGUCAAGGAUGCUCCCCAAGGAUGAGGUUCAGUUCAUGACAUUGGUGCAGGGCACCAUGGGUUACCUGGACCCUGAGUACCUGCAGGAGCGGAAGCUAACAGAGAAGAGCGACGUUUACAGCUUUGGCGUUGUGCUGCUGGAACUGAUCACGGGGAAAACAGCCAUCUACCACGACGGCUCCAUGGAAGCCAAGAACCUCGCGUCGUCCUUCCUGCUCGCAAUGAAGGAUGGGAGCCUUGAUGGCAUCCUGGAUGCGAGCAUAGUAAGCACAGGGAUGGAGAUGCUGCUGGUAGAAGUUGCCGAGAUGGCAAGUAUGUGCUUGAGCACCAGGGGGAAAGAGAGACCUUCCAUGACCCAGGUGGCCGACAAGCUAAAGGCUCUGCGAAGCACCUGGAGGGAGAAGCUGGUGCUCGAGCAUGGCAAAUCAGAGUGUCUGAUCAUUGGCUCCUCGCCCACACCUUUAAUGCUUCGUGUUCCUCCGCAGUCGAGCAUGUUCUCGACUGGGGCCCAGAUAUCUGAAGUAGGUAUAGAGACACCUAGAUGA
Molecule: messenger RNA, 2460 nt
Organism: Triticum turgidum subsp. durum (durum wheat)
Lineage: Eukaryota; Viridiplantae; Streptophyta; Magnoliopsida; Poales; Poaceae
Source: the annotation of a GenBank genome assembly